Naegleria fowleri is the source of this 345-nucleotide messenger RNA. RefSeq lists its product as uncharacterized. Gene Ontology annotation, biological process: mitochondrial electron transport, NADH to ubiquinone. The coding region runs from base 1 to 345 and encodes 114 amino acids. NCBI's taxonomy places the organism in Eukaryota, Heterolobosea, Eutetramitea, Acrasida, Naegleriidae. The transcript has 2 exons. The record is from RefSeq and is a predicted model, not a curated record.
AUGGCCAUUCUUUCACCCUUCUCACAACGUAUUUUUAAAUUAUACAGAAGAGCUUUGCGAGAAAUUUCAUACAGUGCCGAGAGGGAUGUUUUCUGUGUUGAAGCACGUAAAAUUAGAGAAGAAUUCGAGAAAUACAAAGGAGAGACAGAUACCUCAAAAAUUGAAUUCCUUUUGCAAAGAGGAGAAUACUGGGUUGAAGAAUAUGUUCAUCCGGAUCCAUAUCAUGUUCCAGACAAGGAGGGAGGUUGUGCUUUCUUGAGAUACCCCGACUUGGAUAAAGAGUUCUUGAAGAACCACUCUGUCAUCACUCUCACAGGUAAAGCUUUCUCCCACGAGGGAUGGUAA